Messenger RNA from Daktulosphaira vitifoliae (grape phylloxera), 2083 nucleotides. RefSeq lists its product as uncharacterized. Lineage: Eukaryota; Metazoa; Arthropoda; Insecta; Hemiptera; Phylloxeridae. The record is from RefSeq and is a predicted model, not a curated record. Bases 1148 to 2071 code for a protein of 307 amino acids. The transcript is spliced from 3 exons.
UGAAUUAAUACAUAAUUUUUUAAUAAAAUUUAAACACAUAUUUUAUGACGAAAUAUUAGUGUUCUGUCGGACAUCAAAGUUGAUGUCGCAUAAUAACUUAUUAUUAUUAUUAUUAUUAGUACUGAUAAUAUUGAAUUUUAGAUCAUCAGAUUUCAUAGGAUAAUGAAUUAAAAUAAUCAGUUUAUUAUUCCUGAAUAAUUUAUAUGUCACAUGUUCCUGAAUUGUUUAAAUUUAUUUAAAACCAAUGUAAAUGCCUAUUCUCAAAGAAGAGUUAAAAUGUUACAGUAAUGUUGAAGGAAGUCUAGAUGUCGUCAAAACGGAAAAUCAUUGAUUGCACAGAAUAAUUUUGAAUAAUCUAAUUUUUUUGCUAUUCUUUAAAAUAAUAAGAUUUUAAGUCGAGGGUAUUAAAAAAAGAUAUUUUUGUUUUUAAACGAUAGUUAAAUUAAAAACAAUUUUAAAUUAACUAAACAUUUUUUUUAAACCUUUUCAAUUUUAUAAAAAAAUAAUAAAGUAAAAAAAAUCAACAUCUCCUUUAAGGUUUUCUUUGGAUCCAAUUUUGGACCAAUACUUUGAAAGUCAUAACAUUUUUAUAUCUAUGUGGUAGAAGAGGAACGGGCAAAAUGUCAAAUGAUAAAUAUUGUUAUACCUGCACCUCCCUUCAAUUUUAUAUGUUAAAAUGAAAAUAACUUCCAAAAUAAUGGGUCAAAAGUUGUUAUCGACCAGUAAUUUUUUUAAUUAGAUCAUUUUUCAAUUAUAAAUUGAAAAAAACAUUUCUUUGAAAGCUGUUUUUUUUAAUUAGAAAAAAUAAACUUCGAGAUCGUAAAACGAUAUUGAAUUAGUUAAUAGAUUAGCUAAAGGUAAUGGGUGAUAAAGUUUUAAGUAUCAAACAAAUCUACUAAAAAAAAUGUUAUUUUUAUUACUUUUAACUAUACUAUAAAAUAUUCAUAAAAAAUGAAUUAAUUGACCUAAAUAAAAAAUGGAGAAUUAAUAAAACUUUUUAAUCUUAAAAAAAUUAUUUCAUUUUUUUUAUGUAGUUAUAAAAAAGAAAUGAUAAGAAAAACUAUAUAUAAGACGAUAAUUUUAUUACAGCUAAUAUCAAUUGAGAAGAUUAUAUCCAUUGUGACGGGACCUAGUGACAAGGCGGAAAAUGAUGUCAAUUAAUUUGAGUGCAAUUGCUAUUUUUUGGAGUAUAAUGGUAUUUAGCGAAUCUGCGCCAAAUAUUGCUGAUCCUUUAUAUUUGUGUUAUAUACCUGCGGCAAAAUGUGCAAAACAAAAUUUUGAAAAAUGUAGUUUUGGCGCAAACUUCAAACCCUCAAAUAGCCAAUAUUUGUACAAGGAUAAUUAUAUGAUAAAGACUCAGCAAAAAUCUACAAGUAAUAAAUUUGAAACAAGCAAUGGUGUUUGUCGUGAUUUUCAUUCUGAUUAUAUAUGUACUUAUCGCGCAAAUUAUAGUGAUAUAAAACUGUUUUGUUUAAACAAAGUAGAACCUAUUACUGAAAACCCUACUACACCAGUAUUCACAUUGUCGACUAGCACAAUGCCUCCAAUGGACAAGUCAAAAAUUAUGAACACAAAAACAAUGACACCUCCUAUGACUUCAAUACUAGACUUAAGUUCACAAUCAGUUAAUGCUAAAGAAGAAGAAUUCAUGUGGAUAGGAGCAUUUAUGCAGGUUCCAUUAAAAAACCCGUUAAACUUGUUAGUUGAUAUGGAGAAAGUAAGAAAUGGAAGUCUUAGUAAACUCGUUACUAAUCAAGCCAUUGAAAAUUCAAGAGAAUCGUCAUUUGUUGAGGAUGGAUUCAAGGAGAAAUUAUUUGAAAUACCUCAAAGGUUGCUUCAGCCUGAAUUAAACGAUAUUCAAAAUAAUCAAAUUGAAAAAAAUUAUCUUAAAGCAUAUAACAUAGAAAUUACGAAUGAUCUUAAUAGUGAUGACAUGAUGAUAAAAAAUGACGCGACACAAGAACAAGAAGUAAAAAAUAGUCCCAUAAAUGUUCAUGUAAAUAAAGAUUUGAAGAUGAAUAAUGAUCAAUUCAUUAGUAAGAUGAAAGUUAAUGAAGACUUAAAAGCUUAGUAAAGCUAAAAU